Messenger RNA from Gekko japonicus, 2718 nucleotides. RefSeq names its product TEA domain transcription factor 2 (gene TEAD2). Gene Ontology annotation, cellular component: transcription regulator complex. The transcript has 13 exons. Bases 300 to 1553 code for a protein of 417 amino acids. Gene Ontology annotation, molecular function: DNA-binding transcription factor activity, RNA polymerase II-specific; RNA polymerase II cis-regulatory region sequence-specific DNA binding. The record is from RefSeq and is a predicted model, not a curated record. Lineage: Eukaryota; Metazoa; Chordata; Lepidosauria; Squamata; Gekkonidae. Gene Ontology annotation, biological process: hippo signaling; embryonic organ development; regulation of transcription by RNA polymerase II.
CCUCUGCCUCAUUCCAGAGAUUCCUGAGAAAAACUGUCACCUUUCCAAAAUACCACGCAGGCCUGUUGCCGCUUCGCUCACAGCAGCACGUUCCAAUUCUCCAGCCCUUCCCAUUCCGACCCCAAGGAGCGGGCAGGAUCUCCUUGGAUAAGCCCAAAUUAACCCUAAAGAAAGCAAAGUUCAGAGAAAGUUUCUCCUCCAUCCAUCCAAUCAAAGCUAAGCGCUUGGGGUAUCUUCUGUAGGUAUUCUUCCUGCCUGACACCAUAGAGACCAGUGCGAGGGCCAGCCCCUCCCAGGAGAUGGGGGAUGCUGGUGAGAAGGGUCUGGACAACGAUGCGGAAGGGGUCUGGAGCCCUGACAUUGAACAGAGUUUCCAAGAGGCGCUGGCAAUCUACCCACCUUGCGGGAGACGCAAGAUCAUUCUGUCAGAUGAGGGGAAGAUGUAUGGUCGCAAUGAACUCAUUGCCCGCUACAUCAAACUGAGGACGGGGAAAACACGGACAAGGAAACAGGUCUCUAGCCACAUCCAAGUACUGGCACGGCGGAAGACCCGUGAGAUUCAGGCCAAGCUCAAGGACCAGGUUGCCAAGGACAAAGCCCUUCAGACCAUGGCAGCCAUGUCUUCUGCUCAGCUGGUGUCCGCCACAGUCCUCCAGGAAAAAUUGGGCCUCUCAGAGCCCCACUAUCCACCCACCACCACGUCGGCAGAGUUCUUCCAGUUCUGGACGGGGGAUGCCAACGAGCCUCCGACCACUCCGGAUGUCAAGCCCAUCCUCCAAGCCCCAUACGCCAUCGCACCAAUCACAGCACCCCCUGCUUCCCCAGGUUAUCACACACCCACAGGGAGACUCUCCCACCUCCCCAGUACAACCUCUUGGCAGGGAAGCCACAUUGGUACGGAGACACUUCGACUGGUGGAGUUCACCGCUUUCGUGGAGCCGCAAGGCGAACAAGAUCCGCAGCAGCAGCAUCGUUUUGUGCACAUCGAUUCCGCGCCUGCCACGGACUCACCCCUGGAGAUGGUGGACGUGCGCCAAAUCUACGACAAGUUCCCCGAGCGAGGAGGCGGGCUGCGAGACUUGUAUGACCAAGGCCCUCCCCACGCCUUCUUCUUGGUCAAGUUCUGGGCUGAUCUGAGCUUUCCCCUCCCCGAAGAAGAGCCAGGGGGCACAGGAGGGGCCUUCUAUGGGGUGAGCAGCCGAUACGAGGGCCCACGGGCUCUGACUCUGAGUUGCACCUCCAAGGUCUGCUCCUUUGGCAAACAGGUGGUGGAAAAACUGGAGACGGCCGAGCCGCCCCAUUGGGAAGACGGACGCUUUGUUUUCUGCCUGCCGCGCUCUCCGCUCUGCGAGUACCUCGUUAAUUUUAUCCGCAAACUGCGAACGCUGCCGGAAAAGCCAAUGAUGGAUAGCGUGCUUGAAAACUUCACCAUCCUGCAGGUUUUGCGGGAUCAAGAAACUCAGGAGUUGCUCUUGUGCGUGGCCUUUGUGUUCGAAGUCUCUGCCAGCGAGCGGGGAGCACAGCACCACAUCUAUCGGCUGGGCCGGGACUGAUGGAAGGUUUACCUCAACGUUGGCGUGACCUGAAACGGGCCACCCUCCUCUUGACAACACGUGCCAGGACAGUAGACUGUGUGAACUGCUGAGCCUUCUGGGAGAACCUGUUUCUGUCCCCUGGCAACCAUGGGGGACCUCCAGCAACCAACGCGGUCAACAGCCACCUCCCUUCCCUGGUUACAACAGGGCUGACGGUCCCUACUCUACAAUGGCUCCUGUUGUUCAGUGGACAUACUCUCUGCCACAGCAACAGCUUUGGAGAUCCUGGCCUGGCUCAUGAAGGGGGUUGGGCUUUUGGCCGAUCCUUGUCACGUAGGAUGGGAGCAGUGGAUAACCUAUGUGGCCCCUCCCCGAUGUGUGUGGGAUGGGUUUCACACUCCACAGUAAGACACACCAUUUCUUAGUGUUGCUUUAUAAAAUGGGCGAAGACUGAUGCCAUCCAGCAGAGAGGGAGAAUUUUCUGGGCUGGAUCACGUCCGGUUGCAAGCAUGGAUUUACGUGACUGACCGGCUCUGGAUUGAAAAACAAAAAUCUGGCACACAGAGAACUUCCUGGCCCUUUCUGUCAGCCUUUUUAAUGAGUCAUAGACAUGCUUGUUUUCUCUGCAUAGAGAACUUUAUCCCAUCAUUGGUGUGUGUGGGGGGGAAUCCCAUCGCAGAAUGAAGUGACACAGCCCAGCUCUCACUGCCUAAGAAGACAUGUACUUUGGCCUGAUUGAAACAUGACACUGACGGUAAAAGUAGAAGAGCGAGAUUUGAGUCCCGUCGCACCUUAAGAGACCAACAAGCUGGGGGGGGGCUUUUGAGAGUCCAAGCCCCCUUCGUCAGAUACCAGGGUAGAAGUCCUUAGUCCUGGGCGUUCGCACUCAGCCUGCAGCUCAUUGAAACUGGUCUGCUACAUGUAUGUCAUGACUCAGGUCAUGUGAUGCCAGCCAUGCCUCUUUAGUUAAAAUAUCAGGCCAACACCUACCCAUGUGCCCAGUCCCUGACGUGCCACCCAGGCAAGGUCUCCUAAGUCAGGCCUUUUUGUCUCGCCAGCAUCAGAGUUUAAAUGGGGUCUAAGAGGGGGCAAGGGAGGGAACACUUGCCCAAAGCUCGAGAUGGCGAUGAUGCAGGUUGUUUUAAAAGGGAAUGUGUGCCAGACCCAGCCGGGGUUCACGCCC